Abrus precatorius (Indian licorice) is the source of this 1549-nucleotide messenger RNA. RefSeq names its product transcription factor CYCLOIDEA-like. Gene Ontology annotation, molecular function: DNA-binding transcription factor activity; sequence-specific DNA binding. Bases 175 to 1284 code for a protein of 369 amino acids. The record is from RefSeq and is a predicted model, not a curated record. Lineage: Eukaryota; Viridiplantae; Streptophyta; Magnoliopsida; Fabales; Fabaceae. Gene Ontology annotation, biological process: regulation of secondary shoot formation. Gene Ontology annotation, cellular component: nucleus. The transcript is spliced from 2 exons.
CUUUCCUCAGAAAAAAAGAUUUGUAUAAAAAAGGUGUACUCUAUUAGCUGAGGAGCUAGCUAGGAAAAUAGACAGAUAAGAUACCUCUUCUUCUUUCUGUGUGGUCCUUAAUCCGUUAAGCGACCUAGGGUUUUAAUUUGUCCGUUGGAAAUUACAAAAUCUUCAGAUUUAAAAAUGUUCCCUUCCACUAAUUACACCUCCUCAUGUUCUCACCCUUGUUUCCCUUCUGCUGCUGCUUCACCAUACCCUCCUUUUACUUUCCUUAACCCUGAAAAUUCUUCUGCAAGCAACACCUUUCUUCAUGACCCACUUUCUAUUACCUACAUACCCACUCAUUACCAUGUUCCAGUCACUGAAACACUAACCAAUUGGGCAGUUGCAGAUUGUGCUGCUGCAGCAAUGCUCAAUCAAGAUUUCAAUGCUUCACUUUAUGGCCUUACCAAGAAACCAACGAAGAAAUCAACCAAGAAAGACAGGCACAGCAAGAUUCACACUUCUCAGGGUUUGAGGGACCGAAGGGUAAGGUUGUCCAUAGAGAUCGCACGCAAGUUCUUUGAUCUUCAAGACAUGUUAGGGUUUGAUAAAGCCAGCAACACCCUUGACUGGCUCUUCACCAAGUCCAAGAAAGCGAUUAAGGAGCUAACUAGAAGCAAGCACAGCGUUGACAGCUUCUCUUCAUCUUCGGAGGCUGAAGUGGUUUCAAUGAUUCACCAAGACCUACAACAACAACAACAACGGGUAGAUUUGAAAGAGAUGAAGUUGAAAGGGGCAGAGAAAGAACCUGCUUGCGUUAAGACAAAGAUGAAGGAAUCUAGGGAAAAGGCAAGGGCAAGAGCUAGGGAAAGGGCUAGUAGCAAGAUAUUGUGCAACAUAACAGGUUCGAAGAAAGUGCAAGACAUGAAGAAAAAGUGCCCUGAAACUGAAAAUCCUCAAAUCCUGCACCAAUUGAGGUCACCCCUUCGACCACAUCCUCAAAUUGUGAUUGUGGGCAGUGAAGAACCAAGAGGUAAUGAUUUCAACGUUUUUGAGGAAUCCAUUGUGAUCAAGAGAAAGUUGAAGCAAUCUUUGAUGUCUUCCACUCACCAAAACGUUGUGAUCCCUAAGGACGCAGGUGUAAACAACAGUGACUACAACUCCAUUCCCAAUUUGUCUCCAAAUUGGGAAGCUAAUAAUGGUGCUACUGGACGCUCCAAAUUUUGUGCAAUAGCCAGCAUGAAUCUAUCUACAGGGCUCCAAAUCUUUGGAAAAUCUUGGGAUGAGUGCAACAAUCCUCAUCUAUGCUAAUAUGUUAGUUUUCAAUAUCUGUUGAUCCGAAUCUACUGCUUUGCAAAGGAAUCAUGGAGGCAUCUUUCUAUGUUUUUCCACCUGCAACUUUUUCUGUCCUAUAUAUAUUUCCUUUUGACAAUGUCUGUUCUAAAUCUUUUUGCUCUUUCAACCAAGGGCAAGGGGACAGUUGGCACAAUGGAUGCAGCGUGUGUGAAUUCUGACCAAUAUUUUAAGUGUGGCUGAUAUAUUAUUAUAUAAAAGAACUAUAUGUAUCAGGAACCGU